This is a messenger RNA of Trichoplax adhaerens, 306 nucleotides long. RefSeq lists its product as uncharacterized. Gene Ontology annotation, biological process: regulation of alternative mRNA splicing, via spliceosome. Gene Ontology annotation, molecular function: single-stranded RNA binding. The record is from RefSeq and is a predicted model, not a curated record. The transcript is spliced from 2 exons. Gene Ontology annotation, cellular component: nucleus. The annotation marks the transcript as partial. NCBI's taxonomy places the organism in Eukaryota, Metazoa, Placozoa, Uniplacotomia, Trichoplacea, Trichoplacidae.
AUGGCUAGUGGGCAAAAUCCGCCACUAAAUGAUGAUUUCGCCCUAGUUUCCGAAUUGUUUCUUUAUGUCGGCAAUUUAGAUAAGAAAGUAACCGAUAAGAUAUUAUAUGAAUUAUUUGUUAAGGCUGGUUCAAUAAGUAGGAUUAAUUUGCCUAAAGAUGAUACUACUGGAGACAUUAGAGGAUAUGGAUUUGUGUAUUAUAACAGAAAUGUUUCAGCACUGUACGCAACCGAAUUAUUCAACGGACUACUACUAUUUCAGAAACCAAUGCGUGUCAAUCUUAAUUCUAAAGAGCGUAAAUCGAUU